AAAUAUGUCAACAAAAACAUUCACAGAAGAUCCACCUACAUUUUGAGCAAUUUUUUGCAAUUUUCGCUAGGUAAAUCAUUUUAAAAGUGCUUUUAUGUGGCCUAUAAGAAUAUCGCAGUUCCAGUAGCAUCCGAAGCUAGUGCUGGUUGGAGAUUUUAUUGUCGCCCGGCUCCGUAAGAAUCCUCGGAAAUGGCAGCCGGUAUCAAGUACAUCAUCCAGAAGGAAAUUUUCGAUGCCCUCGAAGAACGGAUUCUAUCGGUGUGCAAUGUGAGCAAGCUGCUGAAGAAAAAAAAGACGUCCUAUCUGUGCGUGAUCUCAAGCACCAAACCGCGGAUGGUGAUUUCGGUCUGCCAGGUCAAACAGUACGACAAGGGAAUAUGGAAGAAGAAACGAACGUGGGCACUGGAGGAGGUGAAGGGAGUGGAUGGACGCAAUGAGUCACCCGAGACGCAUGAAUUCGAUCUGUGCCUGGAGAAGGUGUACCGUUGGUUUGCGGCGAACCUGCACGAGCGACAGAACUUUAUCACGGUGCUGUGGAAGCAGCUGCAGAAACAUGUCCUGGCCGAGGAGCGGCCGGUGUUCAAGAAUGUUCCGAGAGCAUGGCUGACGGAGCGUUCGCCGGAAAAGGCUGUGGCGGAUGGAAAGUUUGCAACGAUGGGUACCCAGGGAGCAGCAGAUGAAGACGAUGAUGAGCUGGACGAUAUGGUGGAGAGUGAGGAUUUUCACGCGUUGACCGAGAAGGAGGAGACCAAUUUAAGCAAACUGAUCGGGGAGUGCGAUUAUGCAAUUAGUAAUGCGGAACAGUUUAUGGAACAGCUAGGCAAGAAUCUGCAAGAGUUGGAUGGGGCGAAUAUUCAGAGUGUGCUGGCGUCGGAGAAACAGGUAGAUGCCCUGAUGGAUCAAAUCGAAGCAGCCAUCUCGGAGGCGGAGAAAGUGGAGAAACGGUUGGACGACUACGAUGAGAUCCUGUGCCACAUUCGAGAUACCAUGGAAAAGAUGGGGGAGAAGAACCAGAUGAUCGAAAUUGCCAACACGAACAAUGUGAAAUUGCUACAGGAGCUGGAGAAGGUUGUCUUCCAGUUAGAUCUCCCGCACGUGCAUCAAUUGGCGCUAUCGGAUACGGAUCUGACGCCGAAGGGACUACCGGCGGCCAUCGCAGCCGGUAAAGCGUUGCAAACUGCAAUGAACAGUGAUAUCGAUCCGGCCUUGCUGCGAUUGACGGCGGUUCAAGAUCAACGAAAACGGUUUGAAAAGUGGAAAGCUAAAUUCUCACAAACAGUUAGUCGGCAUCUGAACAAUUUAUUUAUACAUUUGGGUAAUUUAGGCGAUUCGCAAGGUCAGCACUCGAGUGAUCUAACGCUGCCGAAACACAAUUCCGUACAUAAGGAGCUGUCGGCGUACGCGGAGCUGAUGCAUUGGAUGAAAGCUAUGGAUCGCAAGGCUUAUGAUGGGCUGAUCAAAGUGUACACUAGUUCGUUAAGUAAAGUGUACGAUCGAGAUAUAAGAUUGUUCUUCGAGGCGGCUAAGCAGUCAAUUUCGGGGCGAAGAUUCGGAUCGCGGGAAGAUUUGAACUCUAGUUCCAUGAGCAAUAAGCUGAAACUAGGUCAGCAGAGUAGCAAACAACCGACUCAACCGUACGGGAUUCUGGGCGUGAAUAGGGAGCUUUGGAGUGCUGGAGCCGAGCCGGCAGAGAGGCAGAAGUUUGAUUCGAUUCUGGAGAAGGUGCUAGCCGAGCUGGAACCGGUUGCGCUCAGUGAGCAGCAUUUUUGUAUAGCGUUCUUCCAACUGGACGUGAUAAGUCCCACCGGUAAGAACACUCAGACGACGCUGGAUAUGACGGCUGCUUUGCAUGACAAAGAGCGAGAUGAGCGAGACACGGCGGUCCUCAUUCCCCAGAAGCGGUUAGACAGGCAGAUUAACGAAGACGUACGGCGGAUGAUGGGGGAGUUAUUCAGCAAUUUGGAACACGAACUCAACAGUUUUAUCCUGAGUUUUGAGAAGUUGGAUAGCUACUAUUCUCUCUACGUCCUGGUUCGUUUGACGCAGCACGUUAUGUCUGCCCAGGAUGCGCAGUCGUUCCUCAGCAUGACGUUUGCUUCGGCGCUGAUUCACGUCAAGCGAAAUUUUGACAAAUUCAUGAACCUACAGUUGCAGUCCAUUCAGGAGGCCAAAGUUCCGAAGCGAUCCAAAUGCGGGCUGCUUCCGUAUGUGGAUAAUUUUGAGGAAUUUGCCGUGACGGCUGAGGCCAUUUUCAAAAAAACCGAGCGAAGGAACGACCUGGACAAGUGGUAUCUCAAGCUGGUGGAAGCGAUCUUUGAAUACAUCCCGGUGAACGCGAUCGACCAUCCCAAGACACCGCACCAGGUGGUGAAGAUGGAAAACUAUCACCGGAUGCACUCGUUACUGUCGCAGUUGAAGGUUGGGGUGUUAGAACAGCUUAAGAAGGAUGCAAAGGUGCGGUACAAUGAUGCCCUGAAGGCGUACGUAACAAAGUACUUUGGUCGACCACUGGAGAAACUGAACCAAUUCUUCGAGGGAGUUCAGCAGAAGGUUCAACAGGGGGUCAAGGAAACCGAAAUCAGUUACCAGAUGGCCUACUCGAAGCAGGAACUGCGAAAAGUGAUCUCCCAAUAUCCGGCACGGGAAGUGAAGAAGGGCUUAGAGCAACUGUACAAGAAGGUGGAGAAACACCUCUGCGAGGAAGAGAACCUCCUGCAGGUCGUUUGGCGUGCAAUGCAGGAGGAAUUCAUUACUCAGUACAACUCGCUGGAACUAUGGAUUCAGCGCUGCUAUGCCGGGGCGAUGAUAACCCUAGAGUUCACCAUCAAAGACAUUCUGGACUUUUUCUCCGAGAUUGCAAGAUCGCAUUAGAGUCGGGCCUAAGAUCGAGGCACAUCUUCCGAUACCAAUACCAAAAAUGAACUUUGUUGUCGUUGUUUAGCAAAGCUCUACCCUUGGUUUCGGAUUUUACGUUUUGGUAAUUUAUGUUUUGCAGUUAAUGAAAACGAAUGUGUCUGCAACGAACUUGUAUGGUAUAAAGAAAAUUCUAUUCCAAAUUUACAUAUGACUUAUCAGGCUAAGUUAACAACUAAGUUAUAAGCAAAAUCUAUUUCCUUUGUUGCACCCUACUAUUAGACAGUACUCUCAUAGUUAUAUUUACACGUUCUUUUAGGACCUAGUGCAAACGAAGUCGUUGUAAGUAAU
Ochlerotatus camptorhynchus is the source of this 3204-nucleotide messenger RNA. RefSeq names its product exocyst complex component Sec3 (gene Sec3). Gene Ontology annotation, cellular component: exocyst; plasma membrane. Lineage: Eukaryota; Metazoa; Arthropoda; Insecta; Diptera; Culicidae. Bases 190 to 2871 code for a protein of 893 amino acids. The record is from RefSeq and is a predicted model, not a curated record. Gene Ontology annotation, biological process: exocytosis; Golgi to plasma membrane transport. Gene Ontology annotation, molecular function: phosphatidylinositol-4,5-bisphosphate binding. The transcript is spliced from 3 exons.